UAAAUGUAACUUGGACAAAUGUCUAGUUUCAUGCUUUUAGCUAAAAGCAUAUCAGUUUGGUAAACAUUUCUACCUGUUGUGAUGCAAACGGAACUGCGACAUAUAACAUACGAAUUUUUGGGAAUUGAUAGGAAUUUUAUAUUACUCUCGGUGGUAACUAUACGUAUUCAGGCUUUGAGUUAGAACCUGAAUGCAAAGCUACUCGAUUCAUUUGUCAGGCGCCAUCUUGUUUUUAUUUGGUAAUUUUGGUUACAGUGUAGUGGACUGUGUGUGUGUGAACGUGGUAAACGUAAAUGAACAAUUUCUGUUGAAACCAUUCACCGUCAUCAUGGAUAGUGAUGGUAAUUGUGGGCCAGGAGGCCCCAAGAUUAUGGUAUUUCGUCCCACAUAUGAUGAAUUUAAAGAUUUUUCCAAGUAUGUUGAAUAUAUGGAAUCAGUUGGAGCACACAAAGCUGGUUUGGCCAAGGUAAUACCACCUCCUGAAUGGAAACCACGCAAGGCUGGGUAUGAUGUGGACAGUAUUAACAUAAAUAUACCAGCUCCAAUCUGUCAAGUUGUGGAUGGGAAACCAGGAUUGUACACACAAAUUAAUGUACAGAAGAAGGCAAUGACUGUGAAAGAAUACCAUGACAUUGCAACCAGUCCCAGAUAUAUGACACCGAACCACUUUGAUUAUGAGGAUCUGGAACGUACGUACUGGAAGAAGAUUAUGUAUGGCUCUCCAAUCUAUGGUGCUGAUGUGUCAGGGUCCCUUACAGAUCAAGAUGUUAAUAUUUGGAACAUCAACCGUCUGGGAACAAUUUUAGAUUACGUGAAUGAAGAUUAUGGUAUCAGUAUAGAUGGUGUAAAUACAGCAUACUUAUAUUUCGGCAUGUGGAAAACGACGUUUGCUUGGCACACUGAGGACAUGGAUUUGUACAGUAUCAAUUACUUGCAUUUUGGUGCACCAAAGACCUGGUAUGGUAUACCUCCUGAGCAUGGUCGUCGGUUUGAAAGGUUAGCCAAUGGGUUCUUUCCAGAGGCCUCAAAAGUAUGUCCAGCAUUUCUCCGUCAUAAGAUGUCACUCAUCUCUCCACAAGUGAUGAAGAAGUAUUCCAUUCCCUUCAAUAAGAUUACGCAAGAGGCUGGUGAAAUAAUGAUCACUUUUCCAUUUGGGUACCAUGCAGGAUUCAAUCAUGGAUUCAACUGUGCGGAAUCAACAAACUUUGCAACGCCUCGCUGGGUUGAAUAUGGAAAGAGAGCCUCACAGUGUUCUUGCAGAGGCGACAUGGUGAAAAUAAGUAUGGAUACAUUUGUAAAACGGUUCCAGCCAGAUCGCUACCAUUUGUGGCUUCAGGGUAAGGAUGUGGGUGCCCAUCCUGAAGAUCCCUCCCGACAAUAUGCUGCUCCACCGCCCACACAGCGAGAUGUUUUAGUUAAUAAGAAUAAUCCAGUUCUACCACAGUCAUUCCUAGAGGCACCAAAGAAAAACCCUAAACGCCACCCUAUUCAUAAGAAGAAGGGAUCUGGAACAUCAACAGGAGAGGGUGUACUGACGUCUAUUGACCGAACAGAUGAAGUGCUGGCUGAAAUACCUCCAGAUGUGCAGAAAGUUCUUGAGGAGAUGGCACUUGAAGAGGAGGAACCAGAUGAAGACACGUUAGAAGUCCUUGAAGAUAUCUGGCUGAAAGCUGGUGAAAUGGAUAUGAAUGAGGCAUCAGUUUACAGUGAGAUACGUAAGAAACAUGCAAAGAAACGCAAGCGCCAAUCAAACUCUGAAGGCCCUGAACAGAACAAGCCUCGUAAGAAGCGGCCUAAGGUGGAGGUCAUCAAUACUAGUGCAGAUCCCAUGGUUUCAUAUUCAGACAUACAGAUGAGCAGUGUUCCCAACAGCAACACUGGUAUCAGUCAAGCCAUUAAGAAAGUCAGAAUCAAGCAGGUGAAGAAGGUGAAACUACAAAGUGAGGAUGACAAGUUGCAAACAGAAGUGAAGCCUUCAGAAGAUCAAAAGUUCUUAGAUGAAACAAGGAGGUGCUCUGCCAUCCUUUCUGAAGAUGGUGGCAGACAGAGAAAGUCUCAGUCUGGCCACCCAGGCAAGAAACAGAAGUUACCUAUCAGCGUUGGGAGUCAUAUCAUGGCAGUUCCUUUCAUCAGCCAUGUUGCAAGACAGUUUCCAGACACAGGACAGAUUGUGGGGCAGCUUGCAGGCCAGGUCCCAACUUCAGCCGCAUCUGGCCAGUUCUUGGCCAAGAUCCCAAACAUCAGCCGGGUUGUUCCGAGUAUCCGGGGCAUGGGCGUGGUCAUGGGCCAAGGCCAGCCCACUUACCAGAGUCCAGUUAGGGGUAAUAUAUUACCCACACACCAAGUCCUGGGCAAGGGGCAGGUUAGGCCAAGGGGCAGAGUAUUCUUCAGGGACCAGAUUAGGCCUAGGGGCCAGAUUCCAGUCAAAUCUGCAGGCCCAGUUCGAGUCACCAGCCACAUCUUGGAACAAGUUGGAGGCCAAAGCAAACCUGCUACUUAUGUCCCAGGGGUGAGACAAAUUCCAGUCUCCAGUGAAAGUCAGGCGAAGAAGACUUUGGGACUAGUCUCUGGUCAAGUUGUGGCUCGUGAACUGGUUGUAGUACCAGGGUCUCAGCCUAAAGUACAUACAUCAGCUGGAGGUGUCAGAAUGCAGUUGCCAGUGUGCACAUCUAUCGCAUCACAUUCUGGAGCUGUUGUCAUGACAUCUCGAAAUUCUGGACCUACUGCUGGAAAUCUGCCCAUUGCUGGAACUCUGUAUUCUCCAUCAAAUUAUGUGGGCUAUCUUAAUGAAUAUGUCAGAUUCAUGCAGACUGAAAACAAGAGACAAACGCAGCACAAAAUAUUUGGGCAGCAGGACAUCGGUGAAAAUAAUACUAACCUAGCAUGGUCUAUACAGCAAGCCUCAAGUAAUAGAAGUGGUGGACAGAGUGGAACCUUCACGGUGGAGGGUGUUGGCAAGAAACCUACAAUUGAUUUUUGCAGUCAUGUUGCAAGAAAUACUCAUGCUUCUAGCUGGGAUUUUACUGUGAAGUGUGUUGGGGAUUCACAAACAUCAAGUCAUCUAGACAGUAUUCAGAAGUCUGCACUUGUUGCUGAACACUUAGAUAGUGCAGUAGAAAUUAAAUAUCACAUGAUAAAAACUGAUGAAAUUGGACAUAAAAAGACUGAAUAUGAAAAGGUGAAAAAUAAAGAAACCAAAAGUGGGAAAAUUGAAACUGCAAGCAUAAAAAUUGAAAAGGUUGAAGCUAAAAUGUUGGAAGAUAAAAAGACUGAAACUAAAAUAAUUAAAACUGAAACAUCUUCUGAUUUUGUUGCCAGUACAGCAGUGUCUAUGGCAAUAAACCCUGCCUUUGUUUCUGGAGUAGGCUCUGAAGAAUUAAGUAGGGCAAACAUUUCUAUGACAGGCUCAACAUCAGCCUCAGAUUCUUCAGAGGCACAGUCACAUAAAGAACUGAUGAAUGCAAUAGGUGGUUUGUUGGAGUUGAAGAAUAUUCAAGGUGUUGCUGGUACUUCUGGUGGGACUCUAGAUGAAAGUCCUUAUUCAGUGCAGGAGACAAUGGCAGCUUUGCAGAAAUUCACAGCAGUCAGCGUGACUCCAAUUUCUAGUGUUCAAAACCUGAAGCACAGUAAUAAUGUGCAGCUGGACACAGGUCAGGCUUCUACCAUAUUAUCGAACGCUAGUGUACCUGAAAGGGCGUUAAUGCCAUCUACCAGCAAGGGCAGUGCCAUUUCUGGACAUACUUGUAGUGUAUAUAAGGUUGACAUUCCUUGUGUGGGUUCAAAAACUGACAAGUCAAAAUCUGAACCUAAGCCUCAGACUGAGUUUCGGAUCCAGAUAAACUGUAAAAAUGAAAUGUACCUUUGUAACACUGAGACUGGUGAAAUCAAGCCCUUGAACACGGCAAAAUCUGCCAAAAAGUGGAGUCAGACAAAUUCAAGGUCUACGCCUGUACAGGUAGAACCUAGUAGUAAUGUAUCAGCUGAUUCAAAGAUAACCUUUGGGGAACUGCCUCUCCAUCCAGUGCAAGUAUCUGGGACUUAUCAAAAUGUAAUUGCUAAGACAACAGACAUAACUGUGAAAGCAGACCAGUCCCGGCAGGUUACAGAGACUGCCCCUGUCAACAUUCCAAUGUCUGGAAUGUCUGGCACUCCAUCCCCUGUUCCAAAACUGAGCCUAUCCCAUCCAGUAUCAAAGCCUGGAAGUGUGACAUUCCCAGACAAACCUGUUACUUCUGUUUCAAAAUUAAACCAAUCUGAGUCGGUGGUGAAGUCCAGCGAAGGCAACAAAUCAAGCGUGCUCAUGAAGUCACCCCAUGUUCCGAAGUUAGUAAUGCCAAGGAAACCUACAGCAACUCAGUCAAUGCCCAGUAAAUGGCAGAGUGCUGAAACUAUGGCUGCAAACCAUAAACCAAACCGUAGGAAGCCAACAUACAUUAUACACAAUGCACAUGGCAAGAUGGCUCGUCAUACUAUUGAAUUGCAAGAGGCUUUGGAGUCCUGUGUUGAAAGCAUGUUGGCCACAGACAAAGAUGAUAACUCUGUAACACGUGGACACGAGAAUAUGUUUGACACAACGAUGAAAGAUGAUACGCCCCUCCCAUUUUUUCUAGAGGGGGGGAUUCAGACAUCUGACAUGUCGAAUAGCAAGGGCAUGCUACACAUGACACAACCUGAUAGCAAGCAAUGGCCGUCACUUGGACAUGAGGUGACGGUGGAGACGACUGCUGCCACACCGCCAUUGCUUGAAGCAUCUCCUCCUGUGCUUGAGCCAGCUGGUUCCCAGCAGAUGACUUCCACUGGCGAGGAAGGAAGCAGCCAUCCACCACAGUUGAUACCCGAGAGUAGUACCAGUAUUAGGAAUGUCAGCAUGGCACACAUUACUGCCAAGAACCGAAAAUGUCCUGGAUAUCUGCAAGACAUACUGCAGAAUUCACCUCCAAAUCUUAAGCUGGAGAAGGCAUUCAACAGUUACUGGAGCCAAACCACACCAUUCUGCUCACUUUGUACAGCAUUCAGCAUAGGCAAGGGCUGUGGUGGAGGCGGUAUGCCCCCUGACUGGAAGUACUCGGAUCCAGUUGAGAAGCCUUCAACAAGUUCGGUGUGGCUUUCCUCAAGCCACUUCAUAACUAAUAAGGAUUUGAAUAAGAUGGCUGUGAGCAAGCGCACAACAGAUGGUGGGGACAGCUCUGUGCUUUUAAGUUGUCGUGACUGUGGAGUAUGCGUCCACUCGGGCUGCUAUGGCGUCACAGUACUGCCAUCAUCUCCUGCUGAUCGAACAGAUUGGACUUGUGACAAAUGUCGUGCUGGCAUGCAUCAAGUGUAUUGUUGCCUGUGUUAUGUGAGGGGUGGAGCCUUGAAACGCACAACAGAUGCUCGUUGGGCACACAUAUUGUGUGCUCUACUUCUGCCUGGAGUUGCAUUCAAAGAUUCCGUUUGCAAGGAACCCAUCAGUGUCUUGUCUGUUAGCAAAAUGAACACAGAGAUUGAAUGCAUAUUUUGUGGAAACCAGUGUGGUGCUUGUGUUCAGUGUAGCUAUGCCAGGUGUCAACACAUGUUCCACCCCAUGUGUGCAUUGCUGUCUGGUGCACAGUUCCACAUAUCCCCUUGGAGUAAUAAUUCCUCACAAAUUAGUGUUUCAUGCAAAGGUCAUGCACACAAACAUGACAAGAUCUGUAGUGUUCACGUAGGGCAACUGGUAUGGGCUCGUCACAAGAACAGACGCUACUACAAGGGACGAAUAUCUGACAUUUCAGAAAUCCAAUUCUAUAUGGUUCUGUUUUCGGAUGGCUCUUUUAGUGAUGAUCUUUAUCCAGAAGACAUUACGAAUUUUGCAUGUGGGAAAGAUGGUCCGCCACAUGUGGGCGCAGAUGUUGAUGUUCUUUGGAAUGAUGGCAGAAAGUAUAAUGGCCAUUUCCAAGGAACAAACCACCAGCUGAUGUUCACAGUUGUUUUUGAAGACAAUUCUCAGCUUGUAUUGAAACGUGAGGCUAUCUACAGCUUGGAUGAAGAUAUGCCCAAGCGAGUAAAAGGGCGCUUGUCUAUGGCUACAGCAAUGAGGCAUGAAGAUCACUUAGCAGUCUCUACUGAACUAUCGGGACAUCAUCGUGUUAAUAGGGGUACUAACCCUAGAUACAGUAGUGUAAGCCAAGUCGUUAUGACCAGUACAAAAUGAGUUGUCUUUACUGUCCCAGCAAUGGUACAAUUUUGUGAAAACAUUGUGAAUGUCAUCAGCGAUGAUGAAAAUGUACAUUUUGAAGUGUCAAGGUGUGAAUAAAAGAAUUUUUGAGUAUGCAACAUGAGAAGACAAGUUUUAAUAUUCAGUUUUAUGAUAAAUGACUUGAAGGAUUAUAACCACACUGUUUAAAAGGCUGUUGCAUGCUGGGACAUUUUGAUCAUGUAAAAGUAAAAUAAUAUAAGAAGACUCAAUUAUAAUGUAAGUUUUGUGAGUAAUACACUAAUCUUCAUGUUAAGAAACAAAGUGCUAAAUACAUAAAUAAAUGGAGUCUGAAAUAGGAAAAUACUUCAUAGGACUGACAGUUUUGGCUGUUAUUGAAUAAGGAGAAUAAACUAAAGAAAUGUAAGUAUGAAUUAUGAACUACUUUGUUCUAAUUGUGGUGGUUAAUGAAUUGGUGUUGAAAAAGUAACAUACUAUGAGUUCUGCAGUUGGGAAGUCUUCCACAGCAUACCAUGGAUCAUCUGGUGAUUUAUCUACCUACCAUCAGUGUGAGGUGGUUGCAUUAUGGGAGCAGUAAUAUUUUCCGUUUGAUGAAAGUUGGACGAGUGAAAGCUUGUUACCCCCUACCAACUUUUAUGCAGUCAUUAGGAAUUAUGUGAAUAAUUCUUUCUUUUUGUAAUUUAUUGAGUUUUGUUAACAUUUGCACAUUUAAUUUCAUGCCUGAAAUUACAUUUCAGUCUCAAAUGAUGUAGGUUUCCUACAAAAUUGUUACCACAUGUUCAAAAAGUUGUUUUGGUGGGAGAACAUUCUCAGUAAAUUAAGUUUGUGAUAUUUGAGGUUCUUAUAGCAGCAGAUAUGAAGAUAGUAGUCUUCUGGGUUUGUGCAUUGUGUAGUCUGUUGGAAGUUUACUGGCAUUAAGAAGUGCUUGCUGCCUCUAUCUUCAGGGUUGAAGGCAGCGAACAUCUCUAAAACAUCAGUAAACUUCUACCAGACUACAUGGCACAACCCAGGAAGACAGCAGUCAUCUAAAUUAAGUUUAGUAAAUGUAUUACAUCUUUAUUUUAUGGCAGCCCUUUAUCUGUAUUUUGUUGGUGUAUGGCUCACCGCUGUAGCAAAACCACUAUUAAGCGGUGUUUUAGAAACUGUUUUCUCCUUUUGCCUAGGGUAUUUACAUUCUGGGAUUUUUUGCAUUGCUUGGUUUAAUUACAUUUGCAUUUUGUGUGUGGUAAACUUUGCUAUGUUUGAAACAUUUAAAAUGAGAAGUAAAUCAUAGAAUCAUAUGCACAUAAUUGUGAAAUCAGACGUGUGUAAGUUAUGCAUCCGUCAGAUAUUUUUUUUCUAGUUUUAAAAAAUCUGACAAAUUUAAUUUUACAUGGUGUACAUCAAAAGUAGUGCAUGACCUGUAACAGUGUGAAAUUUUUCAAACCAAUUUUUGACUUGAAAUAAUAUAAUUUAUUAACAACUGUUAUGCAAGUGACUGCACAUAUUAUGGAUUAACCGUGCUUCUGUUUGUAAAUUUGUUAAUACAGUAAUUUGUGUUACUUUUAUAGUAUGGUGCAGCUUACUUUACAUUUGCCUGCUUUUGUCAAAAGGAGCAAGGAAGGAAUGUGACCAUCUCUAAAGCUGAAGCUCAUCGAAAUAAUAUUUAGAAAUUAAAUUUCUACCCACAAGAAAACACAACACUCCUCCAUUACAUAGAUCACAUGGUUAAUGUAUAUGAUCACUUUGUACAUCUUUUGAAUUAAUUUCUUACAUAUGCAGUGUCUAUGUGUUUGUGUGACAUAGUAUCUAUGAAAGUUGAUUUCAUAUAGACAUGAAGUUCACAAAACUGUGUGCUGCUGUUUCGAUUGUGACUGCUGUUAAAUUGCAUGCAAACAAACACCCCCCCCCCCCCCCCCACACACACACACACACAAGGAGUGGAAUGUAGAAUGAGACUUAAAAGUAUUCAGGUUAAUAAUCCUGCAUUGACAUGUCAUUUUUUGCAUAACUAGUUCUAUCAAAUUCCAAAUAAUAUCUUUUGUCCAGUAGAAAGUGAUAAUCAGAGAUAUGGAGUGACAGACAUUGAAAACAUUUGAAUAGAACUUUAGUUUAAAUGGUUGUACUUAGAGAAGAAUCAGCUUUUGGAUAUGCUAGUGUAAUACAAUAUUUUAUUGUUAAUUUUAACAAAUAUGAUUUACAUUAUUCUUGCAUAGUAAAGUUAAUAACAUUGAUAGGUACACUUGAGAAAGUCUUCCAUGUAGUAAGUAAACCCAUAUGCAGUCCAGUUUCAGACAAUCUUGAGUUUGUAAGUAUCUUGUCUGAAAUAUCUUUGUUAUUUGGUGAAGAAUCAUUUUGAUCAAUAACAGUAACAAAAUUAUUCUUCCUUACAAAAAUUUACAUUCUUGUGGGUCUUUGUUUUGUGAUACUGUUUAGAAAACAGAGGUUGUAUAGCAUCAAAGAAGAAAUAUAAGAUGAUUGUGAAUAAAGAAUCAGGAAAGAUGUGGAAUAAUGCAGAUGUGUAUUUUAAGGUGGUGUCUUGGUAUUUGGAAAAAGCAUAAAUAAUUGCAAGUCAGGUUAUCUCUCUCUGAUGUUUGAAUUGUAUGUCUCCUGAAUGUAAGACAUUAGAACUUGCCUUAACCUGCUUCUUCAGAAAAAAUUGUUUCUGUUGUUGCAGAGUUAUAUAUUUUCUUGAACACUAUUGCUUCGGGGAUGUAAUGUAAAAGACAUCUUAUGCUUCUCCCAAGGUUUGGGUGCUUUUUAUCUGAUUUCAAAGCAGUACACUAAUUGAUCCAUCAGUCACUUCCUAGGCCUUCCCUGGUCUUUGUGCCAGUAAGGUCAGCAGCACAUAACUGUUCGAGGUAUAUGAUAUUAUCACAGUUGUUGCACAUGUUCUUUCCAUUUGUUAUUAAUUUCCAUUGCCAUGAAUUUCAUUUUGAAUAUGAUCUUUUUUUGUUACUCCUAGUAAUAGUCAUAAAAAUCUCAUCUGUGCUUCCUCAGUUUACCUGUCAUCAGCCUUCCCAAGGUCCAGGGUUGACCAGCAUAUAAUAGUGUUUGUUUCCUAACCACACUGCGGAACGUGAACAAUUUUUCCCUUGUCAUUUGCUUCCCAAAAUGUCUUCUAAUUAAUAUAUUUAUUCUGUUAUAUAUUAUUUAGGUUCUUUGAUACAUGUCUUGUAUUAGUGAUUGAGUUGUCUAAAUAUUUGAAUGUUUUAAUAUCCUUGAUUAUGUAAUUUCUGAUUAUUAUUUUAAUCCUGUUUACCUGAGAAGCAAUCACUUCUGGGUUUGUUGAUUUUUUCAUCUUGUAAAACUCAGACAGGUUAAUUUAAAUUUUGGCAUAUGCCAUCCUCUGUGUCCGUUGUUAAUAUAUGGAAUGGCACACAUUUCUUUAUUAUGUCCAGUCAUCAUUCCUUAAAUUUUGUUUAAUUACCUGAUUCAUAUACAUUAUUAGGGGUAGUAAACCACAUAACUAAAGUAGUUAUUCAUUAUUGUAUUAUGAGUGGUAAUUACCGAGGAAUUUCUGAGCUAUCAACCUCAUACAAAAUUCUAUCAAACAUUCUUUUGGCAAGUUUAACUCCAUAUGCGAAUGAAAUUAUUGGGGAUCAUCGGUAUGGGUUCAGAUGAAACAGAUCAACAGUUGAUCAGAUCUUUUGCAUUCAUCAGAUACUAGAAAAAAAUGGGAGUUCAGUGGGACCAUACAUCAAUUAUUUAUAGAUU
Molecule: messenger RNA, 9871 nt
Organism: Zootermopsis nevadensis
Lineage: Eukaryota; Metazoa; Arthropoda; Insecta; Blattodea; Termopsidae
Biological process (GO): chromatin remodeling; regulation of gene expression
Cellular component (GO): chromatin; nucleus
Molecular function (GO): histone H3K9 demethylase activity; histone H3K36 demethylase activity
Source: RefSeq, a predicted model, not a curated record